AUGGGUGACAAUUCAGGAUGCAAUGAAACCAAUGAAAUUGUUGUAAACGUAAACAAGGAUGUCUCUAACACAACUCAAGAUUCAAACGAACCUGCCACUGCUUCUCUCUUGCAAAAGUUGGUAGCUGAAGUGGCAGGAACAUAUUUCUUAAUAUUCGCCGGUUGUGCUUCGGUGGCGGUGAACAAGAACCACGACAAUGUUGUCACACUUCCUGGAAUUUCAAUGGUUUGGGGACUCGCCGUCAUGGUGCUUGUGUACUCUCUUGGUCAUAUCUCCGGCGCUCAUUUCAAUCCCGCCGUUACGAUCGCUUUUGCUACCACCAGAAGAUUUCCAUUGAAACAGGUACCAGCUUAUAUUGCAGCUCAAGUUUUUGGUUCCACACUUGCAAGUGGAACUCUAAGAUUAUUAUUUAGUGGCAAACAUGAUCAGUUUGUAGGAACACUUGCAGCUGGAUCAAAUCUGCAAGCUUUUGUGAUGGAAUUCAUAAUCACAUUUUAUCUUAUGUUUAUCAUAUCUGGAGUUGCCACCGAUAACAGAGCGAUUGGUGAAUUGGCUGGGAUUGCCGUUGGAUCUACUGUACUUUUGAAUGUGCUGUUUGCAGGGCCAAUCACGGGAGCAUCGAUGAAUCCGGCCAGAAGCAUAGGGCCGGCUUUUGUGCACAAUGAAUAUCGAGGAAUAUGGAUAUAUUUGGUUUCUCCGAUUUUAGGGGCCGUAUCUGGUGCAUGGGUUUAUAAUGUCAUUAGGUACACUGAUAAACCGGUUCGUGAAAUCACCAAAAGUGGAUCUUUUCUAAAAGGAGCAAAGCCAUAG
Lathyrus sativus (Indian pea) is the source of this 810-nucleotide messenger RNA. The record is from the annotation of a GenBank genome assembly. Lineage: Eukaryota; Viridiplantae; Streptophyta; Magnoliopsida; Fabales; Fabaceae.